Molecule: messenger RNA, 4353 nt
Organism: Pyrus x bretschneideri (Chinese white pear)
Lineage: Eukaryota; Viridiplantae; Streptophyta; Magnoliopsida; Rosales; Rosaceae
Product: type I inositol polyphosphate 5-phosphatase 12-like
Exons: 11
Coding region: 530-3973 (1147 amino acids)
Biological process (GO): phosphatidylinositol dephosphorylation
Molecular function (GO): protein binding; phosphatase activity
Source: RefSeq, a predicted model, not a curated record
AGUGGUGGUGGGCAAAAAUUCAGCCUCUAAAAUGUGUAAAAGGAAGGCAAAGUUGGGUUGACACACCUGACACGUGUACGGUCAAAUUGUAGGCGCAUGGUCCACGGAGGAGAGGAGAGCACAAUGCACUAAUGCAGUGCAUUCAUUGGCUAUGGAAUAUAAGCCCCUCCUAGUUCUGCGGAGGCCUCUCUCUCCCCCUCGCUCUCUUCGCCUUCCAACCAAUCCAACCAAUCCAACCAACCAACGAACGUGCUCUCCUCUCCUCUCGGACCCCCCUUCCCUCCCAUCCUUUUGCAAGUUUAGAGUUAGACCCCUUCUUCUGUCUCUCUCUCUCCUCUUUUCUCCUCUCUCUCUCUUCUGGUUUUGUUCUCCUCUUUCUUUCAAUUCUGAUGGAUUUUCUACAUUUUUCGUGAUGAUAUUCAUCUCGUUCAAGUAAAGAUUCUCUGUUGGCUAGCAGCUCAUUGUUAGCUAGCUCUUCAUAUAUUCGUCAACCAACAUUACAACAUCUCUUAGUUAACUGAUUAGUACUAUGGAGGAGAGAAGUGAGGACGACGUCAGGGACGCAUUGGCCGGCCUAAGCAACGCCCCUCCGCCCCGCAAAUCCCAUUCGUUGAGCCAUCAGCUGCGCCCAACCUCCGCCCAAAAACGCCACCACCAAAUACGCAAACAUAGCCUCGACGACGUCCACGUUGUCCCCAAGAGCGUCCAUAACAAUAAUAAUGUGGACUACUACGACUCUUCUGACGACGAUUUCUUUCCUUACUCCACCUCCAACAGCAGCAGCACCACCACCACUAGUAAUGCUGUUGGCGGUGCUGAUUACGAAGUGUACGUGGGCGGCACUCACUCCCAUAGGCUGGACCAGAGCCUCUGCAUGGAUGAUGGUGAUGAUCCUGAUGGCAACAGAGAAUGCCAGCCGUUGCCCGAAUUCAUUGGCAGUGGCGGCGGCACUGGCAUCUUCAAGGUUCCAACUCGAGCCUCUGUCCAUCCUGGUCGUCCCCCCUGCUUGGAGCUGAGACCCCACCCUCUCAGGGAGACACAGGUCGGCAGGUUCCUCAGGACCAUUGCCUGCACCAACACCCAGCUGUGGGCUGGCCAGGAGGGCGGAGUCAGGGUCUGGAAUUUAAAGGACGUCUUUGAACCUGGCUUUGGUAUUACUAGCAGAGUCAUGAGGGGCGAUGAGGAUGCUGCCCCAUACUAUGAAUCCGUCAACACCUCUCCCACCCAUUGUCUCACGGUUGAUACCGGCAAUCGCUUGAUUUGGACUGGCCAUAAGGAUGGCAAGAUCAGGUCUUGGAAGAUGGACCAGUCUUUGGAUGCUUCUACUCCUUUUAAGGAAGGUCUUUCCUGGCAGGCCCACCGUGCUCCUGUUCUUGCCAUGGUUUUCACUGCUUACGGUGAUAUGUGGUCAGGUUCCGAGGGUGGUGUUAUCAAAAUCUGGCCAUGGGAAACCAUUGAAAAAUCUCUCUCCCUAAAACCCGAGGAAAGGCAUAUGGCAGCUUUGCUGGUGGAGAGGUCGUGCAUUGACCUCAGGAGCCAAGUUACUGUUAAUGGCGUCUGUAGUAUAUCUUCUCAAGAUGUCAAGUGUUUGGUUUCUGAUAAUUUCAGAGCUAAAGUUUGGUGUGCCGGUUCUAUGUCCUUCUCCUGGUGGGAUGCUCGUACAAGAGAGCUUGUGAAAGUCUUUAAUGUAGAAGGUCAGAUUGAGAAUCGAGUUGACAUGUCAGCAGUGCAGCAAGAUCAAGCAGUAGAAGAUGAGAUGAAGGUAAAAUUUGUUUCAACAUCCAAAAAGGAGAAAUCCGGGGGCUUUCUACAACGGUCGCGUAAUGCUAUAAUGGGAGCUGCAGAUGCUGUUCGACGAGUUGCAACAAGAGGGGCUGGAGCAUUUGUAGAAGAAUCCAAGAAGACAGAAGCGCUAGUGCUAACUGCGGAUGGCAUGAUAUGGAGCGGAUGCACAAAUGGUUUACUGGUUCAGUGGGAUGGAAAUGGUAACCGUGUGCAAGAUUUUAAUCACCAUUAUUCUGGUGUCCAAUGCUUUUGCACUCUUGGGACACGAAUAUAUGUAGGCUAUGUGAGUGGCAUGAUUCAGGUAUUGGAUCUUGAGGGAAAUCUGAUUGCAGGAUGGGUUGCACACAGUAGUCCAGUGAUAAAACUGGCCGUUGGAACUGGUGUUGUUUAUAGCUUGGCCACCCAUGGUGGUAUUCGCGGAUGGCACAUCAAAUCUCCAGGACCUACAGACAACUUGAUACGUACAGAAUUGGCUGCAAAAGAAAGUGUAUAUGCCAAAAGAGACAAUGUUAGAAUUUUAGUAGGCUCAUGGAAUGUUGGUCAAGGAAGAGCAUCUCAGGAUGCACUAAUGUCAUGGUUGGGCUCUGCUGUGCUGGAUGUUGGCAUUGUAGUUGUCGGGUUACAAGAAGUAGAAAUGGGCGCAGGCUUUCUUGCAAUGUCUGCAGCAAAAGAAACUGUAGGGCUUGAAGGGAGUUCUGUUGGCAACUGGUGGCUUGAUAAUAUAGGAAAGGCCUUAGAAGAAGGAAAAACUUUCGAACGUAUGGGUUCUAGGCAGCUCGCUGGCUUGCUCAUAUCUCUUUGGGUAAGAAAGAAUCUCAGAACACAUGUUGGGGAUAUUGAUGCUGGAGCAGUUCCGUGUGGCUUUGGUCGUGCCAUUGGUAACAAGGGAGGUGUUGGUUUGAGAAUCCGAGUCUAUGAUCGUAUAAUGUGCUUUGUGAACUGUCAUUUGGCUGCACAUUUGGAAGCUGUCAACCGCCGUAAUGCUGAUUUUGAUCACAUUUAUCGAAAUAUGGUCUUCAACCGGUCAUCUCUACUUAACACGGCAGCUGCUGGUGUCUCAACUUCUGUUAAUAUGUCCCGAGCUCCAAAUGCUGUCAGCGGCAACACUGAAGAUGUAAGGCCUGAAUUAGCUGAAGCAGAUGUGGUUGUUUUUCUCGGUGAUUUCAAUUAUCGGCUUUUUGGUAUAUCUUACGAUGAAGCAAGGGACUUUGUUUCACAAAGAUGCUUUGAUUGGCUCAGAGAAAAAGAUCAGCUCAGAGCAGAGAUGAAAGCCGGGAAAGUUUUCCAAGGGAUGCGUGAGGCACUCAUCAGAUUCCCUCCAACAUACAAGUUUGAAAGGCACCAAGCAGGUUUAGCAGGAUAUGAUUCUGGUGAGAAGAAACGCAUUCCUGCCUGGUGCGAUAGAAUAAUAUAUCGUGACAAUCGGCCAUUACCAGUUGCUGAGUGCAGUUUAGAGUGCCCUGUAGUCUCGUCAAUUAUACAGUAUGAGGCACGCAUGGACGUGACUGACAGUGAUCACAAACCUGUCCGGUGCAAACUAAGUUUACAAAUUGCACAUGUUGAUAGAUCGGUAAGGAGAAAGGAGUUUGGGGAAAUUGUAAAAUCCAAUCAGAAUAUCAGGUCUAAUCUUGAAGAAUCAAAUUAUGUUCCAGAAACUAUUUUGAACACCAACAACAUAAUCCUUCAAAAUCAGGACACGUCCAUUUUGCGUAUCACUAAUAAAUGUGUAAAGGAUACUGCCGUAUUUAAAAUCACUUGUGAAGGCCAGUCCACUGUCAAGGAGGAUGGGGAAGAGCUUGACUAUCGCCCGAGAGGUGCCAACGGGUUUCCUCGAUGGCUUGAGAUCACACCAGCAGCAGGCAUGAUCAAACCUGAACAGUCUGUGGAGGUCUCAGUUCAUCACGAAGAGUUUCAUACCUUGGAAGAAUUUGUUGAUGGCAUCCCUCAAAAUUGGUGGUGCGAAGACACCCGCGACAAGGAAGCGAUUUUAAUGGUCAGUGUCCAAGGUAGUUGCUCAGCUCAAACAUGUAGUCACAGAGUUCGAGUGCGGCAUUGCUUCUCAGCCAAGACCCGCAUGGACUCAAAAUCCAACAGCUCUAAAAAAUGCCAGGGAAGUCCAGUUCAGAGGUCUGAAGUUCGGCAACCUAACAUUUCAAGCGAAACCAACUUAAAAAAUCCUAGAAGCUAAGCUAGUAUCGAAUACUUGAUAGCAUGAGGCAGUUUAUAGAAACAUGGAUCAUCAGCUGGUAACAGUGAAGAUGGAUCUGAUACAAUACCGAGUGCAUUCUUUUCGUUAGAAACUCUAGUGUAAAGCAAAACAUGGUGUAAAUACUCUCUUUGAAGCCUGUUGUUUACUUAAAAGACAGUUUAGGGACAGGUUUUAUACGUUCAGUGUCAUGCCAUCUCUCUCUGCAUUAUCCUGUCUGUUUUCCUUCAGGCUUCGUAGUUUAUUUCCGAUUUGUUUCCGAUCAAUAGAUAAACGCAGAAAAACAAAAGAGACGAACUGAACAAUAUGAUGUGAAAAGGGUAGUCGAUAUUAUUAAUUAUAAAGAUCAACUGUUAUUACAA